This is a messenger RNA of Plasmopara halstedii, 1425 nucleotides long. RefSeq names its product atypical rio rio1 protein kinase. The record is from RefSeq and is a predicted model, not a curated record. Lineage: Eukaryota; Oomycota; Peronosporomycetes; Peronosporales; Peronosporaceae. Bases 1 to 1425 code for a protein of 474 amino acids. The transcript has a single exon. Gene Ontology annotation, molecular function: ATP binding; protein serine/threonine kinase activity.
AUGAUUAACGAAGACAACUUCUGUCUCACGAAGUCGGCCGAAAAUCAGUUGGCGCGUACACUGCGCAAUGAGGAGAGUGGUCGCACCCGUCACACAGGCCGUGAUGACCGGGCUACAACAGAGCAGGUACUGGACCCGCGUACCCGCAUGAUUCUGUACAGAAUGCUGAACCAUGGCAUUGUAAUUGAGAUAAACGGCUGUCUGAGUACAGGCAAGGAAGCGAACGUGUACCACGCACGUCUACAAGAAGGCCGUGAGUGUGCCAUAAAGGUCUAUAAGACGUCUAUCUUGGUGUUCAAGGACCGCGACAAGUACGUAUCAGGUGAAUUUCGCUUUCGCCAUGGCUAUUCGAAGAAAAAUCCGCGCAAGAUGGUCAAGCUUUGGGCCGAGAAAGAGAUGCGCAACUUGCGACGCCUUCGAGAUGCUGAUAUUCACUGUCCCACACCCAUAAUGUUGCGCUCGCAUGUGCUGCUCAUGGACUUUAUUGGUCAUGACGGCUGGGCUGCCCCUCGCCUCAAAGACGCCAAAAUUAGCGAUAAUCGCUACCGAGAAUGCUAUAUUCAGUGCAUCAAAAUGAUGCGCAACAUGUACCAGAAGUGCCGCUUGGUGCACGGUGACUUGAGCGAGUACAAUAUUUUGUACUACCAGGCUAAACUCUAUAUUAUAGACGUGUCGCAAUCCGUCGAGCAUGAGCAUCCAAGUGCCAACGAUUUCUUACGCAACGACUGUCGUAAUAUUACCGACUUUUUUUGCAAGACAGGCGCGCUGAACCCCAUGACAACGCAAGAAUUAUUCGAUUUUGUCACAAAUCUGUGCAUUGCUGAUGACGAUGUGGAUGAUCAUCUUGAAGCAGUUCAGCGCAUGAUAGCUGACCGACCGGUGGAGCGCACCAAUGAGGAGCAAGUUGACGAGGCGGUAUUCAUGAACACUUUUAUCCCUCGCUCGUUCGGCGAGGUGCUGCACUCGGAGCGCGAGCAGCUCGCGUAUCAAGAUGGUACAAUGGAAAAGGCAUUUGUGACAGCAAUAUCGCGCCUUGAGUUAGAGCAAAUUACCACGCCAGGCUCGGUAGCGCGAGGCGCACGUAUCAUGGAUUUGCUCAAUGAGGAAGAUGAUCGGGAGAUUGACUCUUGUGAUGAAGAGGACGACAUAGAUGCGGAAGAUGACAGUGAUCAAGACAACGGUUAUGAAGUCGAUGAGCCAGAAAGAUCAAGAUCGUCGGAUGGGCCACUCACUGACAUACAGCGUUCCUUGUAUCGGCAAGAAAAGCGUGAAGAUCGUGAAAAACAAAAAGCUUUGGACAAGCAGAGCAAGAAAUUACACAAGCAAGUAAUGAAGGAGGAAAAGAAGGCCAAGCGUGAGACAAAGAUACCGAAGCAUUUGAAAAAGCGCCACAAAAAACUUUCACAUAUGAAAAAGAAAAAAUAG